GGGCUUACAACUUAUGCUUUUUUAAUUUCUUGAUAGUUUUCCUUAUAAAGCAUAUUUCACCCGUUUUUGUAUUGACUACCUUGCUUAGCGAUGUCUGGGGAAUGCAUUUACGAUCUCGUUGCUGAUAACUUUGAGUCGGCAGCACAGCCUGAAAUCACAUUGAAAGGAAGAAAGCCCGUAUCACGAAAAGUUCCCCCUCCAACCGCUACGACAUUUGGCUUGCAUGGCACCAGCGCUGUCCUGGGAAACGUUGGGGGCGAGUUUACCGACCCCUCUGUCCAUCCAAGUAAAAAGCCCAUUGGUUCUUUUGGGCGAAGUGUCGCCGAUACUGUCAACCCAUCCAAUUUUAUGAAAAAAAAUAAGGGUCCAUUCACUGCUAGCCGUGGCGCACCAACCGUUAAUGAAACAAAUUUUAAAAAGAGUGCCUAUUCACAUGAAAAGGUGAAGCCGGAUAUUACUUGUCGAUAUGAGCAUCCCGUCAUGGGGAUGAAGACUGAUAAAAAUUUUGUCUUGGCCAAUGCUGUUGAGGUUACAAUGGCUAUUCCAUCUAAGCAAAUUCCUAUUCCACCUCCUAAUUCAACGGAUCGAAGUGAUUUUGGAAAAGUUCCAUCCUAUUUGAAGGAAAUUAAAGAAGAAAUCCAGAAUAGACGGCAAUUAGUUCAAACUCUUGCUAUGGAAACUAAGGCAGCAAAUGAGAAGUGGUCAGAACUUUCUUACGACGAGUUAGCUGAGCUACGUAACGGCUUGCAACAGCGCUGGGAUUCUACUAACAAAGAGUACCAAACUAGUGGAUUUAAUAUUUCGCAAACAGUCUCAAAAAAAGCACACCAAGAAGCGUUAGAAAAACAGUUGAGCACUCUAGAGUUUAUGAUGCAAAAACUGAGUCGUUGUCAUGUUUUUAUUUAUGAUGAUCAGAAAUGAGAGGAUUAUCUGCCUAGUCGUGACGAAGAUUCAAAGCGAAAAUAGUAUAACCAUGUAUUAAAGGGAAUAUUGUGUUCAGGCACCUUUCUUUAUCCCUCUUUUGUUUAAAUGUAAAAUGUUGUAUUUAA
This is a messenger RNA of Phytomonas sp. Hart1, 1049 nucleotides long. The record is from the annotation of a GenBank genome assembly. Lineage: Eukaryota; Euglenozoa; Kinetoplastea; Trypanosomatida; Trypanosomatidae.